AUGCCUACCUAUUUCGCGCGUGGCCUGUCGGUGAGACUGAGCGCGACGCCGCUCGAAGACUCGACUACACAGAAAAUCAUACUAAGGAAGGGCGACGCAGCCAAGCAGCAGUCUGAAUUGGCUGAAAGGAGGCUCCUAGAGAGGAAGUUGCUGAAAGAGGAAGUCGUGCCUUUCCCCGAUGAUGAAUACGCUUUUCAGCUCAAUUGGGUCGCAAACGCACCUUUCAUGCAGACUCGGGUCAAGAACGAUGUAUAUGACAAGACGGAAGCGACGACAGGUACGCACCUUGUCCACAUCCCCGAUAACAUUACUGCGAUCGACCGCAGUUUCACAGAUGCCGCCUCACUCAGCGAACCGAAAGCACUUGCCCUCCACGUUAAUCUCUCCGACAAGACCUACGUCUCUGGCCUCUACAAUCAGAGAACAUCCCUCAAGAUCGAGGUCUUCUUCAACGGGACGCUCUCCGCCUGUCUAUUUAUACCCACCCACGAUGUCAGGUCCGGAGCGAAAAGUAACCAUCAGGUCUUCGGGGGAACCAGGAUCGACUUCCUUGCUGAGCGACCUUGGGUGAUCCUGUCGCCUGAAGUGGCAGCAGACGGCAAUACUAGGAAGAACACCGCAGUGGUUUCAGUUGAGCAGCGAUGGCUACACCUUUGUCAAGCGCUCCAAAUCGAAGCGCGAGAGCGAGGCCAAGACGAAGAGGGCAACAGGCCUCCCACUGCUGACUUCCUUUGUGCGCUUGCGACAAUGCAAAUGCCGGACCAAGUGCGCAAUAUGCAGAAGCCGGGUGGAAAGACUUUUGGCAUCAUCGAUGUGAUCAUCACUGCUGGCGAAGGUAGAAAGCUCACUAGCGGUGUAGGCUAUCUGAAAGCACCGAAGCGCAUGGUUGAUGAGAGCUACCCAUUCGUCAUCGAUGUGGAUGCAGAAGGAGAUAGCGAUCCGGACUAUGAUUCUUACAGCAAGAGACAGGCUCUUCAGUCAAGAGUACGCUUGACACAGGACAUACCACAUGUUCCAUCAUCGGCUCUACAGCACCCGGCCAUGGGUCCUUUGAUACCGUUUAUCCCACCACCUCUCCAUAUUGAACCAAAGACUACGGUGCUCCAAGCACCAGAAAUAACAGGCCCAGAUUGGCCGUCGUCAUCAGGUCUUGCACGAGUACAUGCACAGGCUCAUGAGCAAGAAAGAGCAUACAAGCAACAAGUGGACAUCACGUCGCAAGCAGGCCUUAGUCCGAAGAUGAUGUAUCCAGAUAUUACUCCAUACUUACAGACGCCCCAAAUGCGUCUCUCACCAUAUGUCGUUCAAUUCUCAGAUCCAACUCUAGCAGGAAUUACGCCUAGUGAUCUCAUGCGUCAGAUCCCGUUCGACAACGACGGCCAAUCUUCCAGUCCGCUGAGUCGCUUUCCAAUGAACCUCCAGGGCCCAGGUCAUUCGGCUGUGUCAUCUUUCCCUCCAUUGAUACCAGGACUUGAACAUAACUCCUCAAUGUCCGGUCUGUAUGCAUACUCCUCGUCUAAUCAACCAUGCAGUAACUUUCCUAAUAUCCAUUUCUCACUCCCAAACUACAAUAUGUCUGGAACCGGCCAUUCUUUCGCUGGGAGAUCUGAGGUCUACAAGCCGAACAUGUUGCCACAGGCUACAGCUUUUGCUGGGCUUCAGAAGUCUACGCCGCCGCAAGUGCCCUUUCUGCCGUUCGACCGCCGACUAUCGCUGCCAUUACCGCCAGCAGCUCUAUACUCGGUACCUACAAAGCCAAAGCGAAGUCUCUCUCCACAGAAAGCUUCUUCCUCACAAAAGACAAAGAAGGCGAAGUUCAGCGUCGAGGUCAAACGCUUGGUAAUUCAUGGACAAAAGUAUUCGAUAUUGGUGGACCACCGAUGGGACCCUGCACAGCAUAUUGGCGUGUCUCUCAAUAGCCCAGCUAAACUUGGAACUCAAGAGACAGUGACCCAUGGCGACAAGGAACACGCAAAUCCCGUUGAGCAGGGAAGGACGUUCACAGGCACUUCCAGAACACGGAAGAGUUCUGUCCGGAAAGGAACACCAGCACCCGCAUCAUCUUCAGAGCACGAAAAUCCAGACAUAUCUGUGGCUGUGGACAAGCAUCAGCCAAUCAGUGCUUUCCAAGCAAACGCCUUGACUGGUCAGCACGCUGUUAAUGCUAAGAAAUCCAAGCUGAAGCACGAGCCGGAGAAGGUUGCGAAGGCCAGGUCCGAUAGUGAUCAGCCUGGUACCGAUAUGAGCAAUCAAAAUCUGCGUGUCACAAAGGAAAGAUCUUCUCGUCGCACAACCUCUAGUAACGGCAUACUCGGUGUACAAGGCCCGAAGGCAAAUCCAAUCUGGUUUGAGGAUCCAGAAGAAAUUUUGCGUGAGGCAUCUGCGCGACUGCGACAAUGUCGACCUUCUAAAAAGCAUGGAAAUGCAUCUGAUGUGGCAGUGCUGCCUAACACCGUAGUGCCGACUGUUCAAACUCCCAAAGCAUGGGAUACCGAUACAUCAUCCCCUCUCUCGAGCCUCCAUACGACCCCUGAGCCCGAGAUGGAACCUACUACACACACAAGUUUGCCUCAAGCACCCGUUGAGUCAUCUCCUGCUCCCAUACCACAGGCAGAUGGCUCACCCGAGCGCAAAACCACACCUAAACGUCGACGCGGCAAUCACGUUCCAUCCCCAAUGAAGCUCGCUUCAACUUCUGCAACACCCCAACUUUCACUUCACAAUCCCUUCUCAUCCCAGUCUUCAGCCUCGAAGAAGCGCAAAAUUACUCACCGUACCUUGCCCAAGGAGCCGCGCAGCCCCGACCGCCUGAAGACCAACGACAACCCACCGCUGAACAGGGACUGCGUAAUCGCGUAUGCGGAGAGCAAGGACAAGAAGAACAAACAAGGUAUCCUAAGGCAGGUCAAGAGCGAGAGGUUCGGAGUGUUUACAGAGAGUGACGUCGUCUUUGCAGCGAGGUUCUUUGUUGAGGAUUAA
Molecule: messenger RNA, 2979 nt
Organism: Alternaria alternata
Lineage: Eukaryota; Fungi; Ascomycota; Dothideomycetes; Pleosporales; Pleosporaceae
Exons: 2
Coding region: 1-2979 (992 amino acids)
Source: RefSeq, a predicted model, not a curated record